UCUGCUGCCUGUGUGCGUUUACAAAUCGAUUUCAAUAAGUUUGUCGGUGUUUGUCGGGAAAGCUCAGACGGUGAAACAGACGCUAUCAGACGUUGCUCGCGAGCGGUUGUAACGGUACCGUAAGAGCCGCCACAAAACUUAUCAUUUACAUACGCGCGCGUAACGGUUUAGAAUCAUUUUUUGCCCAAAGAAGCGCAACAGCGGCACGGCGUGUAUAUAGCGGUAAAUAUCGGCGGGACAGGCAAUUAUUUGCCAAGCAGAAGAAAAGUGCUAAAUGAAAGAGAAUGAGACACAGUCGACAGACGAACAGAAGACGAUGUUGAUUGAGUGCAUUUCGCGCGACAUUCCCUGAGAGAAAAAGAAACAAAACAAGUGAGGAGAGAGCGAGACAACUAGUGAGUGAUAGCGGGCCAGAAGUGCAACAUAAAGCUCAGCGCUACAACACCACAAGCCACACAGUCACACACAGACACACUGUGCACCCCACCGAGUGAGCGAAACAGCAAAUGAACUUCAAUCCGGCCAGCGUUGUAGCCGCAGCAGCAGCAGCCGCCCACAAUACGCACCACACCCACCCGCACCACCUGCAUCAGCACCACCAUCAUAGCCAGCAGCCGCACAUAAUCCCACUGCCCAGCUACAGCAGCCAGCCAGCGAUAGUGGUGGGUGUGGGCAGCGGGACAGGACUCGGAAGUGGAGGAGGUAACGCGGGAAAUACAGCUGGCAAUAUUUCGCCCAAAAUCAUGGAAUGGACCAACGACGAUGCCCUGGAGCUCAUCGAACAGUAUCGCUGUCACACGGAGCUCUGGAACCGGGCCGAUCCCAAGUACAAGGACAAGCUGUGCCGUUUCCGGGCCUGGUCGGAAAUCGCCGAACGCUUCGGCUGCAGCAAGGCCGAGGUGGAGCGCAAGAUGAACGUCCUGCUCACCCAGUACCGGCGCGAGAAGCAUAAAAUGUUUGUGAAAAUCUACCAGGGCAUCCAGCCCAAUCCGUCCAAGUGGUACGCCUUCAAGCGGUUCGAUUUCAUGGAGGCCGGCGGCGGCAGCCUCAGUGGUGGCGUGGGCGGUGGCCCCGUCGGUGGUGUCCUGACCAGCGCCGGCAGCAACAUUGUGGCCAACCCUGUGGCCACCUCGGCGGCGGCAGCAGCCAACCACAAUGGCCUCAAUGGACUGGCUGCAGCGGCAGCGGCUGCCUACGAGAGCAGCACCAUUGCAGCAGCGGGCAAUGGGGGAGCCCCCGGAAUGGGAGGAACAACACAGCCCGCCAUGCAGCACAGACGCAUCAAGACCAAAGAGCUGAAAUACUUCGGAGCGAUGGGCCUCAACAUACCCAUGCUGAUAGCGAACAGCCAAACGCUGGACAGCUGGAAUACGGCGGGCCAGUACUCGCCGCCGAUAUCAGGGUCCGCGGGCAGCGAUCGUGGUGGCAGUGCCGGAGGAGGAGUGGGGUCUGCAUCCCAGCAGCAGCAGCAACAACUGAGAGUACCCUUGCCCAUGGCGUACGGAAAUGCGGGUACCCCCUAUGCUGGCGGCGGGCCGGGUAGCAGCAGCAGCGAGUUCCAGCCGAGUCCCCACAAAACCAUGGACACCUCCGACAACGAGGACAACAACAACAAGGAGGAUGCAGCGGCGGCGGCAGCGCUGGGGCAACUGGCGGCCAAAGUGGAACGCCGGUCACCUCACUCCGCGACAAGUGGCGGACCUGGCGGUGGCCCCGGCGGAGGAGGAGGAGGAGGCAGCAGUCGAGACGCCAACGAUCCCGGUAGCGAUCCCGCAGAGCGGGGGCCCUUGAGCGAAGCGGGAUCCAGUCCCAUACCCAACACCAAUAUGCACGAGGCGCACAAGAAUCAUCUGCUAUCCAGUCCGGCGGCGGUAAGAGCCUCCACGCCCCGCCAGGCGCACGAGCAGCUCCUCCAUCCGCACGUACAUCCGCACCAUCUGCAGCAGCAGCAACAGCAGCAGCAGCAGCAGCAGCAGGCCUCCCAGCAGUCCCAUCCACACCAUCCGCACCAUGGCCAUCAUUCGGAUGAGCUGGACAUCAAGCAGGAGAUGGUGGACUACUUUCAUGGCCAGCCCGUGGGUGGCGCAGUGACGGGAGCCGUCGCCCCACCAGCCCUCGAAUCGCAUCGUUCCUACAGUUCGGCGGGCGAGGAGAGCCGCCUGCCGCUGGACAUGGCCCAGGACCUGCGGGUGGCGGCCCAGGCCAAGGCCAACUUCGGAGCCUUCGUCCUGCCGCCACGCAGCGGCACCACCACCUCGGCGACAGCCAUGCCCCUGAACAUGAGGAAGCUGACGGCUGCCUCCAGUGCCGCCGGCCAUAUGCUGAUGAACUCUCUGCUCAGCUCUCGGGAGAGCAUGUCCGACGGCGAGGAGGCGGACAACGAUGAGGCCACUGAAUCGGCCGCCAGUCCAGGCCACGUUAAGAGCAGUGUUUCGGCCCAGGAUGCCAGCUCGGCGGCAGCGGCAGCGGCGGCAGCCACCGCCUUCUAUGCGGAAAGCCUGAGCCGCGACGACUGCGAUUUCGUGGGCUCCAAUGUGUCGAUGAAGCUGCGGACGAUGGACCGCACCCAGCGGAUCAUUGCCGAGAAGCUGAUCAGCGAGGUCCUCUACUACGGACAGUUCAACGAGCUGGAGCGCACGGCACGGAUCCUGCCCAAGUGACAGUGGCGCCUCAAGAAGUGGACGACCGCGACGACGAGUACAACAGCUGCGGCUGGGACUGGGACUGGGACGACGGGCGGGACACCGAUGAUGGGCCUGGGUCUCGGUCUCGGUCUGGGCCUGGGCUACGGCACGGCGGGGCGGGGACACUUGCGGUCAGAGCAUGGCAAAUAAAUGCAACGAAAUUCCAUUUAUAAAGAAAUAGUCAAAGCAAACCAACAAACAACCAACAAACAACCAACAAACAACAACAAACAAAAUACAAAAACAGUACAAUUUAUUUUUAGUUCUGCGCCAGGAUUCCCCCACGAAUCGAAGGGGGUCACACACCACUUGUACAAAGGACGAGACGAGGGGCAGCGUUACUUAGGGGAAAGCUAUAGAAAGGUUAGAGAAAAGGUACUUACACGAGAGGGAGACGCGGCAUUAGGCAUCGUCCCCGUUUGAAAAGCGAAACAAAACAAUAAGCAAAUGAAACACAAACCAAAGUUACUUUCUAUUCGGUUCUUGGGGGGCUGCAAAAACAAUAGUUGUUUAUUUUUUGUUUUUUUUUUUUAUUUUUUUAUGUUUGUGCUUCAAUAUUAAAUAACGAAAUACAUAAAAUACAUAGAUCGUAUAAUAGUUUAGAGAGGGUUAGAGUGGAUCGGGGAAACGGUAGGUGGGGCGCGCAUAUACCUGAGACAUCUAGCUAGCAGAAUCUCAGUAUUACACAUGAAAUACACUUUUACAUAGACCAUAGAAAGACGAAGGGAACGCCCCUGACGGGGGCUGACGGGAGGAACGGAACAGAUCCUGUAAAGCAUUUUGCCAUGUUUAUAGCUAGAUUCUUGGGUCACACACACUCGCUCGUCCACUUCUAGGCACUUCUAGCUACCAGAGCCGAACCCCUACCGACAUACACCUCGCUCUAAGAGAAAGACAAGGAAGGGGAAUUACUAAAAAGGAAAACUCAUGUUCCGAAAGAGCUGAUUGAUGCAGAAAGGCACUUGUAAAACCUAUAUUAAACAGCUAUGUAUACAUGUAUCUGUCUAUGGAUAUAUGUAUGUAUGUAUGUAUAUGUAAAUGGAAACUAUAUAUAUAUAUAUAGUGUAUAUCAUUGUACCUUAUUUUGAAACAGAAAUGUUUCGUUAGUCACAUAAGUCUGGUCGUCGCAGAACACAGCAAUCCAAAACCCAACAACAACAACAACAACAAAAAACUGAAACCAACCAACAGAAAAAUACCACAAAAUAAUUUUUACCUUAUGUUAUACAAAUAUUUGUCGUCACUAGUUUGUUGAAGAAUAAAAAAACCAACAAAUAAGAUAUAUAAAAAAAAAGAAGAAAAAACCAAUGGAAACUAAAGUUAAACAAAAAAUACACUAUUAUAAAUAUUGUUGUAAAAGGAAAUGUAUUUUAAUUAUUUUUUUUUCCGUUUAUGUUUUAUCGUAAAUUUUUUCGUAGGUCGUAAUGAUUUUUGCAUAAUAUUUAAGUAGUUUUUAUUUUUGUAUGCAAAGCAGAGCGAGCAGAAAAAAAAGAAAAAGGAGAAAGAAAGAAGAGAAGAAGAGAGAAACAACAUUGAAUUAAUUUAUAUAAAUUACAAAUACUAUAUAUAUAAAUGUAUACCUAAUAAAAAUAUGGGCAAAUUAGUUAGUCACCUAAAUGAGAGAAAGAGAUAGAGAUGAUGAUGAUUAUGAUGAUGAUGAUGAAAUGCAGCUUCGGCUUUUGCUGUUGCUGCGUUUUUUUAGCCGUAGUUUUUACAUUAGUCUAGUGAAAAAGCAACAACAAAAAAGUCCAAACCGUAAAACAAAAAGUCAAGUGUAAAAAAAUACAAUACAAUAUAUAAAUUAAUUGUCUGUAAAAUUAGCAAGAAUUUGUUUGGCAUCGAUGUGUGGUGGUGUGCAAGAGUGUGUUCUGUGCGAGUGUGCAUGGAAGGUAAACCGAAAAUGGGUUUUUUUGUGAGUGUGUACAAGAACAGAUAACAGAUAUAAAAAAAAAACGUAAAAAUAAAUGUGUGUACCUAUUUGUCUGACAAGCAUUGUAAUAGCUAAA
Messenger RNA from Drosophila pseudoobscura, 4690 nucleotides. RefSeq names its product protein bric-a-brac 1. The transcript is spliced from 3 exons. The record is from RefSeq and is a predicted model, not a curated record. Bases 507 to 2660 code for a protein of 717 amino acids. Lineage: Eukaryota; Metazoa; Arthropoda; Insecta; Diptera; Drosophilidae.